UAUGGUCGUUUUGGUAUUCAUGUUCAUUUACGGGAACGAGAAGCAAUGAACAUGGGAAAUUUAUAUCCAGGUCUAGAACAUUUGCAAUCUCAUGCAGUUCGCCACACUGUCUCCCAAGUUCACCGAGUUCAGCCAUUUCAAGGCCAGCCAACAUCAAGCACAGCGGUAACUGUACCACACCCACCUGCAAUUCGUCCUAGGGUUCGGGCACGAAGAGGACAGGCCACGGAUCCACAUAGUAUUGCUGAGCGGUUAAGAAGAGAAAGGAUAUCAGAAAGAAUAAAGGCUUUGCAGGAACUUGUCCCCAGCUGCAAUAAGACCGACAGGGCUGCGAUGCUUGAUGAUAUAUAUGUGAAGUUCCUAAGGCUUCAAGUUAAGGUAAUAAGACGGUCAACUAUCUCUGAUAGCUCAACUGUAAGAUUGUUUCAUUUGCUCCAAGACUUAUUUAUUUCGUCAAUAUCUAUGGGGGACAGUGGUGAAAGUCGAUCCAACCAGCAUGUCUGGGAAAAGUGGUCCAAUGUCGAAACAGAAGAAGAGGUAGCAAAGUUGAUGGAGGAAGAUGUUGGAGCAGCCAUGCAAUACCUUCAAUCCAAAUCACUCUGCAUCAUGCCCAUUUCACUUGCCAUACUUAUCUAUCCUACUCAGCAAACGGAUAACCAAUCAGUGGUCAAGCCGGAAUCAUCAGCCCUACCAUAG
Messenger RNA from Nicotiana tabacum (common tobacco), 696 nucleotides. Lineage: Eukaryota; Viridiplantae; Streptophyta; Magnoliopsida; Solanales; Solanaceae. The record is from RefSeq and is a predicted model, not a curated record.